Neurospora hispaniola is the source of this 2389-nucleotide messenger RNA. RefSeq lists its product as uncharacterized. Bases 168 to 2141 code for a protein of 657 amino acids. Lineage: Eukaryota; Fungi; Ascomycota; Sordariomycetes; Sordariales; Sordariaceae. The transcript has 3 exons. The record is from RefSeq and is a predicted model, not a curated record.
UCACAGCGUUCCGCGCCGCGCCGCGCCGGGGUCAAGGUCAAUCGGGUCAGUCAAGGCGAAUUUAGGCCACCGUACCAACCAAGCACCACUGGACUCCAGUGCAGUUCGCGACCACACCCGACCUUCCUCUUCGGCGUUGGACACUCAGCCGUAGCAUCACCAAAGCGAUGCAUGGCUCAAAGCACACGGCGGCGUUGUUCGCGCUGGCUUAUGGACAUGUGGUUUUGGGACUAGAGGAUGUCGCCCCAGUAGCACCAGCAGCAGCAACUGUUCCCAACCCGCAGUCACUGUAUAUACAGUUUAUGCACCCCACUCCGCGGUCUUAUGGUUAUGGUCAGGAUCUGGGUUUCCGCCUCGAUGUCAACCCCUCUGUCACCAAUCUCCCCAUCGGCAGCGAUGACAGUUGCGCCUCCCCCAACAUCACCAUCAACAACCAACCUUUGCUUUCUCCACCGAACGAAGACGGGUCGUUUGUGCUGGAUAACGAUAUCAAUGUGCAUCUUUCUUGGGAAUCGCGUUGCUUCCCUGGCGGCGGCGACGAUUCCCUUCCUAACGGUGAUCCUGAAAACAACAACAAGGGGGUUGAUGCGAAAUCCCAACGAUCACAAUCCGUUACCCUCACACUACAAGCCGUCGAUGGACAGCCUGUGAAGGAAGAGUUGAGUUGUACGAUCUGGUUCAGACAGGAGGAACCAGUCUGGGCGUUUGGAGUGGCGGGGUGGUGUGUUGAUGCGAGGAUUCGAGAUGUCCGGGGGAAGACAGGGGGAUGGGAGGUUGUUUUCGAUGAUGAAAACGAGAAGGCAGACACAGAGGCGAGCAUGAUGGGGACGACGGAGGGAAAAAGAGAAAGUAGGGAGGAGAGAUUGAAGAGGGAGAGGAAGGAAUUCGAGAGGGAGGUGAAGUGUUUGGAGUAUCAGAAAAGCAUUGCUACUGCUGAGGAAAGGGACAGUACCGGUGUGGCUGGAUCUGGCUAUGCGCAAAAGCCGGUGGUCAUGAACAGGAAGUACUACGAGGAGAGGAGACAGCACUUUGAAACGCUUUGCGCAAACCUACCGCCGAGAGCGAAUGACACCAGCACCCCAGGCCCGUCUGCUCAUCCGCCAUGGGAACUCCCGCAUCAUAGACCAGCUAAACCAGCUCGUCUGCCAUUCCCAGAUUUGCUCUUGGACUCAAGCCCCGGAUCAGCCCACCAAACCACCCUGAAUUCCCGCCCUUCUUCCCUCCGCGCCUCUAUUUACGCGCACCUGAUCAAUCUCUCGCCCAUCCGCCUCGCCGCCUACAUCAUCUUCCUCUCCCUCCUCAUAUUGGCCUGCUUUUUUCACUCUCUCCAUCGGGUACGCAGCCGAAGAAAAAGAUUGGCCCAAGGAAGUGGCGCGGGAGAGCCUGUCGGGAUAGAAUCACUUUGUCCCGGAUUUUACGGCAGUGAUGAAAGCUGUGGAGAGUGCAAGGCUAGAUAUUUUGCUCAGCUGCAAGCUCGAGAUGAAUCUGGGACUCUGAUCGGGACUGGGGAAUUUGAAGGUGAGGGUGAUAAUGAUGAAAUGGCCGAGAAGAGGGGGUCGUUGGAGGAGAAGAAGGAAGGGAUGUCAGAGCUGUGUAUGGAGGAACAGGAGAAACAGGAGAGACAGGAGAAAAAGAGGCUAUCAGAAAGGGAGUACCAGCGGUACUGCGAGUACCAUGCGGUGCCGGAGGAUGGGUUUGCGUUGAGGUAUGAACCUGGGUCGGAACUCCAGACGGUACAUGAGCCUGUUGAGCAAGUCGUUAUUGAUGAUGAGAGGAUUUGGGAUGAGAAGGAAACGUUGGUUGACUCGGAAGACGAGCGGGAGAAGGAGCGCGGUGAUGAAGUUGGGGAGAGCAGUGGCGAAGACAGCGGUGGAGAGGAUAGCGAUGAUGACUUGUCCAUUGGCGGUGAGCUGGCCUCGUUCAUGAGGGCUGCGAAUCUGGUGGAGGAUAUGAUUCGGGCUGGGGCAAGGCGAGAAGCGGCUCCAAGGCCUCAGGCGGCUCUGCCGGUAAAUGCCAGGCGGCAGUCACCUGGGACGCCUCCACCGCCGAGUUAUGGUGAAGUGGUAGGGCUGAGGGGUGUUGUUGAUGACGAAGGGUUAUUACCACCUCGGUAUGAGGAAUAUCUGAGAAGUCGACGGUAACAAAGAGGCGCUUUCUUGGGUCGCGGGGUUCUUCGGGGGUAAUGAUGGGUUGGGGUACCUAUCUCAAUGCUUAAUGACUGUAGUGAGUGCUGGGGAAAUAAUGCUGGGGCGGAUAGGACAUUAAGCGAUGCGCUUCUCAUAUGCAGCAACGUGAGGUCGGUGCUGCUUCAUCUUCCAGAAGGGUAUAUACCUACAUAUGCAUGACUUGUGUCGCGGCUUUCAAUUCCAAACGUGCCUUGACCCACCAG